AUGGCUCACAUCAUCACAUUACCUACGUUCAAACUACAGGGCAAUGUCUCCCAGCUGCAUGCUAGAACCAUUGCAGAGCGCUGGAUAAGAGACUUUGAGGACGCUCUCAGAAGCAACGACCGAGAAAAUCUCGAGAAAUUGUUUGUCAAAGAUGCCUGGAUCCGCGACUUGCUUGCGUUGAGCUGGGACUUUCGCACUCUUCAGAGUCGUGAUAAUGUCCUGAGCUAUCUUCAAGAGAACCACGAUGCCGGCAUCAAGAACCUUCGCCUUCGUGACUACGGAUCAUUCCAGCCCGCGUUCAGGAAACCAUAUCCAGACAUGCAAUGGGUCGAAAGCAUGUUCGACUUUGAGUCACGAUAUGGCGGUGGAAAGGGCAUGCUUCGACUGGUCCUGGACGGCGAUAACAGCGAUGAAUGGAAAUGCUAUCUAAUUCAUUUUGUUCUCCAAGAACUCAAAGAUUGCAAAGAGAAGACUGGAUUUACUCGUCCAGAAGGAUAUGUCGAUACCUCAGGCGGCAAUUGGCAGCAGCGACGCGAGAGGCAAAGGGAAUUUCUCGAUGAAGAUCCGGCUGUGCUCAUUGUUGGGGCUGGUCAGUCUGGCCUCUCGACUGCUGCUCGACUGCAGCAACUUGGAGUACCAGCACUGAUUAUUGAGAAGAAUGGGCGUGUUGGCGAUAGCUGGCGCAAACGCUACAAGACCCUCAUGACGCAUGACCCCAUCCAAUACUGCCACCUCCCAUAUAUCCCCUUUCCCGCUCACUGGCCCUUGUUUAUGCCAAAAGACAAGCUUGCCGAUUGGCUCGAAGCAUAUGCCAGUCUGAUGGAGCUCAAUGUCUGGUGCAGCACUGAGCUGCAAACCUCUUCAUUUGACGAUGCAGCCAAAGUUUGGACAGUAACAGUGAAGCGACCAGAUGGUUCAACACGCACCAUCAAGCCAAGGCACGUCGUCCUCGCUACAGGAAACGCCGGUGACGCCAUCAUCCCUCACUUCGAUGGCAUUGAAAGCUUCAAGGGAUCUGUCUACCACGGGAGCCAGCACAAGGAUGCCUCAGAGCACGCCGACCUCUCGAGCAAACACGUCGUGGUCAUUGGCUCGGGAACAUCUUCCCACGAUCUCUGCCAGAACUUUUACGAAUGCGGCGCUGCAUCCGUUACAAUGCUACAGCGUGGUAGCAGCCAUAUCAUGACGGCGAAGAAGGGCCUCGCGAUGCUCCAUUCGGGAACGUACGAGGAGGGCGGGCCGCCGACUGAAGACUGCGACGUGUAUAGUCAGAGCAUGCCGAUUCCUGUUCAGUUUGCGACUAACGUGUACAAGACCAAUGAGAUCAAAAUAGUUGACAAGGAUAUCCUAGAAGGACUGGAAAAGGUCGGAUUCCAGCUCGACUUUGCGGAAGAUGGAAGCGGCAUCUAUCGCAAGUAUAUCACUAAAGGAGGCGGCUACUAUAUCGACGUCGGAUGCAGUCAGCUCAUCAUCGACGGAAAGGUCAAACUCAAAGUAAACCCCGGAGGCAUCAAGUCCUUCACUCCAGAUGGGCUACUUCUCGCAGAUGGCUCCGAACUCAAGGCAGAUAUCGUCCUUUUGGCAACAGGCUACCAGACAAUGCACAGCACAGCACGGAGCAUUUUCGGAGACAAGGUAGCAUCGAGGCUGGGAAAGGUCUGGGACCUGAACGAAGAAGGCGAGAUUAAUUCGAUCUGGCGAUAUAGCGGACAUCCCAACUUUUGGUUCAUGGGUGGGAGUCUGGCUUUGUGCCGGACGUACUCGCGGAUGCUGGCGCUGCAGAUCAAGGCGAGCGAACUAGGUAUCUACGAGGCACCCGGGAAGAAGGUAGUGAGCAACGGUGUACACAACGGGGUGUGA
Molecule: messenger RNA, 1860 nt
Organism: Trichoderma citrinoviride
Lineage: Eukaryota; Fungi; Ascomycota; Sordariomycetes; Hypocreales; Hypocreaceae
Product: FAD/NAD(P)-binding domain-containing protein
Exons: 3
Coding region: 1-1860 (619 amino acids)
Molecular function (GO): monooxygenase activity; flavin adenine dinucleotide binding
Source: RefSeq, a predicted model, not a curated record